CCCCGCCAGCUCAGCAGAGCCCCAGAAGCUGCAGCGUCUGCAUCCUCCUGCCAGCUCUCAGUCCUCUCCCCAUACUCGCCGCCGCAGCAGCAGCCGCGCGCACUCCGUCCCCCCAGGGGCCAGGGAAGGCGCGAGGAGGCGGCGCGGGGAUCGGAGGAAAGGAAGCAGGGAGGGAAGGAGGUGGAAAGAAGCAGAACACCUGAGGCGGUGGAGGAGGAGAAAAAGGAGGAAGAGAAAGAAAAGGAGAAAGAGAAGGAGAGAGCGGAAAAAGAGGAGGAGAAGGAGGAAGAAGAGGAAUAGGAGAGACGGGAGGCGCUGGCGAGGCUGCAGUGGUCGCGCAGAGAUGUGGCCCUUGGUGGCAGUGCUCCUGCUUGGCACCGUGUGCGGCGGUUCUGCACAGCUGACAUUUAAUUCAACGAGAAUUGUGGAAAAAACUAUUUGCAAUGAAACUGUUAUACUUCCCUGCAUUGUUAGUAAUCUAGAGUUGAGGAAACUUAAAGCCAUGUAUGUAAAAUGGAAACACAAAGGAAAAGAAAUUUUUACAUUUGAUGGAGUUGAUAACAAGUUCAAUUCCAGUGAUGAUUUUAAAAGUGCAACCAUUGCAUUUUCACACUUAACAGAAGGAAAUGCCUCUUUGCAACUUAAAGCAAGUGAUGCUGUCCCUGGGAAUUACACUUGUGAAGUUACAGAAUCAAAUAGAGAAGGAGAAAUCAUAGUGGAGCUAAGGUAUCAUAUGGUUUCAUGGUUUCACCCAAAAGAAAACAUUCUCAUCGUCAUCUUUCCAAUUUUGGCUAUCCUGCUUUUCUGGGGACAAUUCGGUAUUGUGACACUUAAAUAUAAAUCCAACUGUACAAGCGAAAAAACUAUUGGAUUAAUUAUUGCUGGAUUAUUCCUUACUGUGGUGGUUAUUGUUGGGGCCGUUCUCUUUGUACCAGGUGAAUAUUCUGUGAAGAAUGCUUCUGGACUUGGUUUAAUUGUAAUCCCUACUGUGACAUUAGUGGUUCUCCAAUACUGUUUAUUUACAACAGCUUUUGGGAUGACCCUGUUUGCCAUUGGUAUAUUGAUUCUGCAGUUUUUGGGUUACAUACUUGCUGUCAUUGGACUAAGCCUGUGUAUCACAGAGUGUUCCCCUACACAGGGUCCUCUAAUGAUUUCAGGCUUGGGCAUUAUUGCCCUUGCAGAAUUGCUUGGUCUAGUUUACAUGAAAUUUGUGGCUUCCAAUCAGAAGACUAUACCACCGUCUAGGAAAGCUGUAGAGGAACCCCUUAAUGCGUUUAAAGAGUCAAAAGGAAUGAUGAAUGAUGAGUAAUUGAAAAAGAAUGAUGGACUCUGAUUUGGAGGAUAGUAAGAUGUGAAUGGAAUAUUCUUGUGCUCAGACACCAUGACCUGGAUUCACUCACUGAAGAAAAGGAGGAAAUUCACUGGUUUUCAUCUCUGGGGGGGGGGACCCCACCACCACCCAUAAAUGAUUGCUACAGUUAAGUUUAUAUUCAAAACAGCUGUAAUUUAGUUAAUAAAAGAAUUAUAAAGAUAUGUAUUGUAUUACCCCAUUGACAACUAGUUUUGGGGAAAUCAUUUUGAUUUAUUGUUCAAUAGGGACAAAUUAGAAGUGGUACCUUUCCAGAAUGACACCUUUAUUAAACCCCGUGUCUGUAUUUCCUGUAACCUACUGGGGUUUUCUAAACUGGUAAAAGAUGAAAUUGACCCUGUACGACUUGGUGGCUGCUUCAAGAAGUCUAUGAGACAUGAAAAUCAAUGGUUUCCAUCUGACUUUGCAGGAUAGCAUUCCUAGGAGCACGUUUGGUAGACUGUGUCCAUUGGGUCAACUAUUUUUGCCAGUUCUGAGUCAAGAGAAAUAGAGCUUUUAAGAGUUGGGUUGAAGUUCCUUGCAUCUUGCAUUGCCACCUACGUGUCUGUCAUAUGCUUACCUGUGUGGAUGGGAUCUUCAUUCUGGGGGAGUUACCACUCUUGCAGCUUCGCUGAACGUGAAAUGUAAUAGUCAAGAGCUUCUCUAGAGCCAGGGUGAUCACUUAAGACCCUGCAGCUUAACCUUGUGAUUUUCUUAAUGGUUGGUUUGUGGUUUUUUGUUUUUUGUUUUUUUCCUUUUAAAUCCUGUCUUGUCCUUUUAAUUGCUUCUGUCUUACAAAAUGUUGAGUCUUUCCUCUUCCUUGCACCAGGUCCUGUGACAUACUCCAAUCUAGUUGCUGAAAGGGAUGGGUCUUGUUCCCAGAGCACUGCUUUCCAGUCUUAAUUUUUUGGCAGAAAUAACAUGAGCAUUCCCUUCCCCCUGGACUGAGGGUAUCAUCCAGUGUUAUUUCACGUAUUUUUUGGUCUGGGGCAUGAAAAACCAAGAUUGAGAUUUGAGCUUUGAUCCCCUGCAUGGCAGUACAGUAUAGUGCAUCACCAUCAGGCCAGCUCCUCCAGAGGGCCUUUUUAAAAACUACUGUUGUAUCUAUGUUGCAUGGAAAAACAACUGACCACCAUCAUCUUCCUGUAUUCCCUCCUCAGUCUCUCCCUUCUCUAAGACUAAAAAAUUAAAACAAAAAAACAACAAAAAAAACCCCACCCCACUUUUCCUGCCUUACCCCGGUUUGAAGUUUAGCGUUAUGGCAGCUGUGAUUGCCUGUACUUUUAGAUAUUAGCACUUGUUUUUACCUUGUUCAUGUGUCUAUGUGAGUGAAUGUGUGUAUGUGUGAUAGGCACAUGCUUGUUACAUGUGGACACAAUUGAAGUGAAUACAGAACAAAUACUGAUUUUCUACUGUCAGUAGAAUUAUUUAAAACAAAGGUGUUUAUUAGAUAGGACUGGUCAUUAAAAUAAUUUGAUAAUUAAGAAAAAGUCAAUUGUCCAGCUUUAUGACUGCUUAUCAAUACCCUUAAGUACCAGCCAUUUUCCCCUUGUUUGUAUACUAAGCAGUCAUAUCUGUGGUUGCAUUGAUGAUAGUUACUUCUUAGUCCACUGAAUGUUCUCAUGUGCCUCUUUUGUAUGCUAGUUCAAUACUACUCAACUUAAUUUUCAUAUUUCAUGUUGGGACCAAGUGGUUUGUCCUUGGCAAACCAAAAUUUAAUGACCUUUUGAUGCCUCACAAAAAAAAAAAAUAUCAAAAUGCUUUUUACAAAGCCAGCUCUAUUUUUCUUUUAUACUUUGUCUUUUUUUUUCUUCCCAUCCACCCUUUGUGGUAUUAUUCAAAAUAUUGGCAUAGAGGAGCUGGAUUGCUGAGAGUACAUCAGUUCUUGCUGCUCUUCUUCUCCCUGAGUUAUUUCUCUUUUGGGAGGAUACUGGGGAGGGGGGAAGAUCAUUGUUGAUAAAGUUGAAAAAUAGUUAAAGCAGGUGAAUUUGCAAAAGUCCAAAUCCCCCCCCCCUUUCUUUUUUAGAAAAUAGCCAAGCAUGAGGAUUUUCCCAGUGAAUUUCUCACUGAACUGCCAUUGUCCCUUUUUUUCCUUAAAUAUGCAGUGAAAUCUCAAUAAUUCAGGGACAGUUAUGCAGGAAGUAUCCUUGCUUUUAUAUUCUCCCUAUUUCUUCCUGCCUUUGGGGCUUUUCACUGCCACCAAAGCAACUCCAUCAGAAAGUGGCAGAGGAGAGAUUAUGAAGAGAAAACUAAGUGAAUCAGUCAUAUUUUCCUAAGGCACUUGGUACUAUGCCUGGCACACAGGUGCUCAAUAAAUGCUAGCAGCUCUGGAAAAAGUUUGAUUGGGGGAGGAUAUUGAAACCACCAGCCAGAGUUGUUUUAAAAUUUUUUGUUUAAUUUUUUAAAAAUGAAUUCUUGUUGUCUUCCUUAGUUUCCAUGUUGUAUUCCUCUUAGUAUUUUUUUUUUAUUCCUGCCUCCAUAUUUUCCAGGUCCCCCUCCUGUUUCUCCAUUCCCAUGUGGUUACUUAACUCCAUGACACCUCAAGUACUAAAAUAUACUGAGCACCUAUUGUUUAGCUUUUAUUUUUGUUAAACACAUUUCCCCAUGAGAGGAGCCAUGAAGUGGAAAGAGUACUGAACUGGGAAUGAUGAGACCUCAGAUCUCUUCUGCCACUGUGUGACUAUGGGGAAAUCACUUCCCUGAGCCUUGAUUUGCUCAUUUGUAAAAUGGGGUAUGGAUUAGAUGAGAUGAUUUCUGAGGUUUCUUUCAGCAUUAUCUCUAGUUAAGUUUUACUCAGCUCUCCAGCAGCUUUCUUGGCUGUUAUUAGCUUUUCCCAUUCUAUGUGGUCUGGAUUCCUCAACAGGAAUCAUCUUCCUCAGUUGUCAUUUUGAUCAAAUAGUUCUCAACUGAAACAUGUUCCUAAUUAUCUUAAUGCUUCAGAGUUCCUAAUGGUUUCUCCCACCCUCUUUAUUUAUCAGUCUUUUCUUUCUUUUUUUUUUAUCCUGUCUCCAACCUAUCCUUGGACAUCCUUAUUGUGCCUCUGGGUACAAUUCCUUCACUCCCUUUUUAUGACCUUUCUAGCAUUUAAGCCCUUACCUACAAAGUGUACUCUUCCUUCUCUUUCCCCCUCCCCCAGAUUCAUAGAUUUAUUGAACUAUCAGGUUUUUUGCUCCAUUCAGCUCUUUUCUCUAUCUUAUCCAACAAAAUCACCAGUUAUUUAGUACUUAUGUGUAUGUUUGUUUGAUUUUAUAGGUGUUCUUUGUUUUGAGUAAAUCAAUAUAUGAAAAUUUGGAAAAUAAAUAUGAAAAGUAUUCCUCUAUUUAAAGAAAUUUCUUUUAAAUAGGGAAUUCCUUUUGGUGAAUUAUUCAAGAAUAAUACAAUGGGGUACCUUUAGAUGGGGCAGAGCUGCUGCAUUUCAAAAGACACACACACACACACACACACACACACACACACUCAUAAUGCACAUUUAGGUAUUUGUCCUAUAUAUUUCCCACUAGAUCUUCCAGGAGAAUAAACAGUCUUUUUCUUCCUUUCUCCCCAUAGUGCCUAGUUUAGUGCUUUGCACACCAUAGAUGGUAAUUUGACCAGGUAAUCCAAGAGUUGGCUAUAAAUACAUUUCCUCCUCUUCCCCCCAGUACUCUUAUUAAGAUGAAUACAGAUUUGUAGUAUGGAAAUCCUAAAAGGUGAUUUUUUUUAAACAUGAAAAGUAUAGGUCAUCUGAAAAAAAAUUCUUCAAAAUGUUAGAACUUUCAAAAAUAUAGGCGUUUUCUUGUCAGUGUGAAAGAAAUAAAUGGCUCCCCAUUUAGUAAAUGGCCAAUUUAAAAACACUUAAAUAGUCCCCUUGAGGUUUGAGAGAGUAGGGGUAGAGUUCCAUGUCCUCCUUUCCAAAUUCUUUUCACUUUUCUAACUAAAAAAGGAAUUGGGCUUCAGUAGUUUGUGUUGUCUCUAUUUAAAAAAAAAAUCCAUACACUGUUGAAAACAGAAAACUAUAGGGCAGCUCUGUAUGAUUUUUACUUGUUUUUUUAUUUUGUUCAAUUGGGGUUUUUUAUGUCUAUUGUGUUUAUGUGCAUAUUGUGGGGGAAAAUCACAAAUAGCAAUCAUUUACUGCCACUAAACCCAUAUGGACACAGAGUUUGACUGUUCUCAACUGCCAAUGAGUAUAAUCCCAUUAGUCUGUGGAGGGAGGGGGGCAGCAUGGACAGUAGUGAACAGAGAGUUUCCUGGAUGCUAGAAUGUUAGUGCCCACCUUAUUUGGAGGGAGCAUGUGCCUGACCUUUUAAUCAUAGUGGUUAUAUACUCUGACUUUAUUUAAAAUGUUUCUCACAAAUUCAGGCUUUCCCCCCCAAAAUCACCUUUAAUGGACUUCCUUGUAAGGCAACAGCAAUGGAUUCUAAGUCUUGUGAUUAUGGUUGGUGAGGGUGAGAAGCAGGUUUUUAUUUUUAAUUAAAUGGAGCAUCAUUUACAAAAAGCCAUUGUCAAAAAUUGGAUCCCAUGUGUUGUAAAUAUCCAUUAACCAUUCUAAAUGAAGAAAAAUUCAGUUUUGCUAUGUACAAAGGCCCUUCCGGGGGCUUUUCUGGAUAGCAAUUAAAGGUGUGCUAUUUGUCAGUAGCCAUUCUUACAGUGAUUUAAAAACCAAAGUUGUUUUACAGCUGUGUUGUAACUGUCAGAGGUUUUUGUUUUUUUUUUUUAAUGUAUUAAAUCGAUUUAUCACUGUUUGAAGCUUUGAAAAUCUGCAAUCUUUGCCAAGGUAUUUUUUUUAUUUAAAAACAUAACUUUGUAAAUAUUACCCUGUAAUAUUAUAUAUACUUAAUAAAACAUUCUAAGCUGUUUUGGUGAGCUGCCUAUAUUACCACUGUAUUGAACUACACAAGUACAAUCGUGCAAUUUGAAGGGAUGUGAAUUUUCAGAGUUUUAAAUAAAUGCUGAGAAUGAGACAGUGAUUGGAGGGGGAGGGAAUAAUUAUUGAUUUCUAGAUAUCAUUUCAAAAUGUAUGAGGGAGAGUUAAUAGCCAAGAUGAAUCUCCAUUUUUCAUAAACAUAAUGUAUGUAUUACUACGUUACCUCAGUAUAGUUGAAUGUGUGAUGCUUAUAUUUGCUGCAUUAUAAAAAUGGCAAUGUUUUUGAUCAUGUUCCUAAAAUAAAGUAUUUUGAAGUUCAAA
Monodelphis domestica (gray short-tailed opossum) is the source of this 6509-nucleotide messenger RNA. It is a transcript of the gene CD47, whose product is annotated as CD47 molecule. NCBI's taxonomy places the organism in Eukaryota, Metazoa, Chordata, Mammalia, Didelphimorphia, Didelphidae. Gene Ontology annotation, cellular component: extracellular exosome; plasma membrane. Gene Ontology annotation, biological process: positive regulation of inflammatory response; positive regulation of phagocytosis; positive regulation of cell-cell adhesion. The record is from RefSeq and is a predicted model, not a curated record. Gene Ontology annotation, molecular function: thrombospondin receptor activity.